GCCAUCCAACAUCAACAAUAACAUCACAAGUGCCAUUUUGCAUACAACAUGACAACCAGAUACGUUAGUCGCACUAUCCCUCGCAUCUCCCUGCGGGAUUUCGACCAGCGCAUCGACCAAAUCACCGCCGAGCUGGUCGACGCGGCUGAGAACGUCGGCUUCUUCACGCUCAUCGAUCAUGGCAUCGCCAACGAGGAGAUCGAGAAUAUGUUUUCGACCGCCGAGCGAUUCUUCUCCCUUUCUGACGACAUCAAAGCGACGGUUCCGUGGAAUGCAAACAAUGUCGGAUGGGAGAAGAAAGCCCAAAUCCGACCCUCAACCGGUCAGCCCGACACCAAGGAGUCCUAUCAGCUACAAUUCGGAGAGAACAUGAUCGGACUGUGGAUGGACGACAAACAUCUUCCGGGCUUCAAGGCCACCUCCCUGUCAUUUAUGCACCGCGUCCAGGAAGUUUCCGAGCGACUCAUGCGCUGCUUCGCCCGCGGACUCGGUUUCGACGACGACUUUUUCAUCAAAUGCCACGAUGUUUCACGACCCAACGAACAGACCACCAUGAGACUAUUGCACUAUUAUGCAUUGCCCAGCCAGCCCGAUGGAAAGACCUAUCACCGCGCCGGCGCACACGCAGACUGGGACUUUCUCACCCUCCUGUUCCAAAAAGAGGGUCAGAGCGGACUCGAGAUCUGUCCGGGGCGGGAGGUCGUCACGGAGUUCGGGAUUGGCGAUGAAUGGACACGCGUGGAGGCACACACAGGGGAUAUCGUCUGCAACAUCGGGGAUCUGCUCAUGUCAUGGUCGGAUGACCGAUUCAAGUCAACAUUCCAUCGCGUCAAGGCGCCGUCGGAGCCGGGGGAUUACUAUGGGGAUCGGUACAGCAUUGCAUAUUUCAACCAGCCAUGCAAGGAUGCCUUGAUUCAGGGGCCACAGAAAAAGUAUCCGCUAGUGACAGGGGAACAAUUCAAUGCGAACGCGAUGAAGCGAAACUUUGCAGCGUUGCAGGAGAAGUUGAAGUUGAUGGAACAGGUUGCGUGAUAUGUUUCGAUUCAUGUAUUAGCUGGGAAAGCGAUUAACAUUAUAUGUCUUUGAAUCAGUGAACGAAUAGUCUGGUAGAGAAGACAUC
Molecule: messenger RNA, 1120 nt
Organism: Aspergillus ibericus CBS 121593
Lineage: Eukaryota; Fungi; Ascomycota; Eurotiomycetes; Eurotiales; Aspergillaceae
Product: leucoanthocyanidin dioxygenase
Exons: 1
Coding region: 49-1032 (327 amino acids)
Molecular function (GO): dioxygenase activity
Source: RefSeq, a predicted model, not a curated record